CACACAGUGUUGUGUUUGACAAUAUAGAAUAUCUAUUUCGAUUCACCAUAAUUUGGUUUCAUUGUGAAAAUCAUUUGUCAUUAGAAAAUUCAUCAGAUUAACACCUAGAUCAACGAUGACAUCUUCAGCCGGUCAAUCAAAAAAACGUGUUUGCUAUUAUUAUGAUGGUGAUAUUGGAAAUUAUUAUUAUGGCCAAGGACAUCCAAUGAAACCACAUCGAAUUCGUAUGGCUCAUAAUUUGAUUCUUAAUUAUGGUCUUUAUAGAAAAAUGGAAAUAUAUCGGCCGCAUAAAGCGACUCAAGAGGAAAUGACCAAAUACCAUAGCGAUGAUUACAUCCGAUUUUUAAAAAGCAUUCGUCCGGAUAACAUGAGCGAAUAUAAUAAACAGAUGCAAAGAUUCAAUGUCGGUGAGGAUUGUCCUGUUUUUGAUGGUCUCUAUGAAUUCUGUCAACUUUCGGCCGGUGGCUCGGUUGCUGGAGCGGUAAAACUCAAUAAACAAGCAACUGAUAUUGCUAUAAAUUGGGGCGGUGGAUUGCAUCACGCGAAAAAAUCUGAAGCUUCUGGAUUUUGCUAUGUAAACGAUAUUGUAUUAGCCAUAUUGGAAUUGCUUAAAUAUCAUCAACGUGUACUUUACAUUGAUAUCGAUAUUCAUCAUGGUGAUGGAGUUGAAGAGGCAUUCUAUACCACUGAUCGUGUCAUGACAGCUUCUUUUCAUAAGUAUGGUGAAUAUUUUCCUGGAACUGGCGAUCUUCGCGACAUUGGUGCUGGUAAAGGCAAAUAUUAUGCUGUCAAUUUUCCACUACGCGAUGGCAUCGAUGACGAAGCCUAUGAAGGAAUUUUCAAACCUUUGAUCUCAAAAGUUAUCGAAAUGUUUCAACCAAGCGCCAUUGUUUUGCAAUGUGGCGCCGAUUCUCUUUCUGGAGAUCGUUUAGGUUGCUUUAAUCUUACGUUAAAAGGUCAUGGCAAAUGUGUUGAAUUUGUUAAAAAAUUCAAUUUGCCUCUUUUAUUGGUCGGUGGUGGUGGCUAUACUAUACGUAAUGUUGCACGCUGUUGGACCUAUGAAACGGCAGUAGCUUUGGAUACAGAAGUAUCUAAUGAAUUACCUUACAAUGAUUACUUUGAAUAUUUUGGUCCAGAUUUCAAACUUCAUAUCAGUUCAUCAAAUAUGACUAAUGCAAAUUCUCCGGAUUACCUGGAAAAGAUAAAAACUCGUUUAUUCGAGAAUCUUCGUAUGUUGCCUCAUGCCCCUGGUGUACAAUCACAAGCUAUUCCUGAAGAUGCUGUUGAUGUUGAAAUGGAAGAUGAGGAUGAAAAACAGAACCCAGAGGAACGUAUCAGCAUUAGAGCAUCGGAAAAAAGAAUCUCGAAUGAAAAUGAACAUUCCGAUAGCGAAGAUGAAGGUGACAAUCGAAAAGAUUCACGAAAUUAUAAAAAAUCCAAGAAAGUAAAAACCGAAAGCAAUUCCAAUAAUGAAAAGGAUAAAAAAGAAUCGAAUGAGAGUAAUGAAAAAUCUGCUACGAAUACUGCUUCUUCUACUGGUUCGGGUGCAACAAACUCUGAAACUACACCUGCUACCAUUGUAAUCAACACCGAAAAUACUGAAGAUAAAAAAUGAGCCAAUUCCUAUUAAAUAAAUUAUUCAUUUUUUAGCAUCAAAAAACCCAAUUUCUACAUAUAUUACACAUUUCUGAUAAUUUUAAAUUAAAUUUCAUUUUAUUUCGAA
Dermatophagoides farinae (American house dust mite) is the source of this 1723-nucleotide messenger RNA. It is a transcript of the gene HDAC1, whose product is annotated as histone deacetylase 1. Lineage: Eukaryota; Metazoa; Arthropoda; Arachnida; Sarcoptiformes; Pyroglyphidae. Gene Ontology annotation, cellular component: NuRD complex. Gene Ontology annotation, biological process: heterochromatin formation. Gene Ontology annotation, molecular function: histone deacetylase activity. The record is from RefSeq and is a predicted model, not a curated record.